AGGAAUAAAAUUGGCCAAUCGUCUGACGAGUAUCAGAGCCUGAUUGGGCCACGUACUCCGAUCUAGAAAACCAGUUUCGGAUUUCCACGAGCCCAACGGCGGUUUUCCUCCUCCGGCGAAGCGGUAUUGUAUUCUUUCCUUUUAUAGAGAUCUUUGUCGCCGAAUGCUGAUGUGAAUUCAAUUCGCUCAUCAGUACGGUUGCGCAGGCUUUCUUGCCAUUAGGGUUUACUGGUAUGGGGAGAGGGAAGAUCGUGAUAAGGAGAAUCGACAAUUCGACGAGCAGGCAGGUGACAUUCUCGAAGCGAAGGAAUGGUUUGCUGAAGAAGGCGAAGGAGUUAGCGAUACUGUGCGACGCCGAGGUUGGAGUAAUCGUCUUCUCCAGCACUGGUAAACUCUACGACUUCGCCAACACCAGUAUGAAAGCAGUGAUUGAUCGAUUCAACCAAACUAAAGAAGAUCAACAUCCUCACCUUGGGAGCUCAACGUCAGAAGUGAAGUUUUGGCAGAGGGAGGCAGCAAUGUUAAGGCAACAAUUGCAGAACUUACAAGAAAAUCACCGGCAAAUGAUGGGAGAAGAGCUUUCAAGUUUGACUGUAAAAGAAUUACAGGGUUUGGAAAGCCAAAUUGAAAUUAGCCUUCAGGGUGUCCGUAUGAAAAAGGACCAACUUUUAAUGAAUGAAAUACAGGAACUAAACCGAAAGGGUAGCCUUAUACACCAAGAAAAUGUGGAGCUUUAUAAGAAGGCCUAUGAAACAAGAUACGGGAACACAACAAACAGAAAUUCGGCUCUUCAAAAUGGUCUAGGCAUAGGAGAGGACUUGCAGGUUCCUGUAAAUCUCCGACUCAACCAGCCAGAGCAAUAAACCUAUGAAACUCCUUCC
Molecule: messenger RNA, 881 nt
Organism: Prosopis cineraria
Lineage: Eukaryota; Viridiplantae; Streptophyta; Magnoliopsida; Fabales; Fabaceae
Product: MADS-box transcription factor 23-like
Exons: 8
Coding region: 234-863 (209 amino acids)
Biological process (GO): positive regulation of transcription by RNA polymerase II
Cellular component (GO): nucleus
Molecular function (GO): protein dimerization activity; RNA polymerase II cis-regulatory region sequence-specific DNA binding; DNA-binding transcription factor activity, RNA polymerase II-specific
Source: RefSeq, a predicted model, not a curated record